GCCGAAGAAGCAACGUGAUCCAACUUAUACAGUAUCAACACCAAUGUAUUCCUCUACCAUUUACCACCGAUUCCACCUCGCUCUUGUGCACGGAAGAAUAAGUACGGCCUUUGCCAGCAGUACUGUGGUGCACUAUUUUUACCCAAACUACUUUUGGGGACGGGGUCGCGGAUGAAUAUUGUGUUAUGAGACCUGGAAAGGUCAGUUUGCCUUGCAGCCAUUGUUGUUUGUCGAAGUGUAACGUACGUGUAUACGACUACUUUGCUCCAGUUUGAGACCAUUUUCAAGACAAUUUGACACUUCAGCGAUGAAUCAGCAUCACAAACCGGAAGAAAUGGGUGAGAGAAGCGGUGAUGUCGCUAUGGACGAUCGUCCAGCUGUACACCCAGAGGACGAGACAAUCAGCAGUGAGAAAUUAGACACGGAAAGGCAGCAGAACGAGGAAGGAAACAUUCCAUGUGAGGAAAAGUGUGGAGUAGAAUCUGACCAUCCUCCCGCACAGGGUCGGACAGAGCAGAAGGACAGACCUGAGGUGAAACGCACUGUGAAUAAACGCUUUGCGUGUACGGAGUGUGGCUAUAGGGCAGCCAAAAAGUCUGUCCUAAUCAAACACACAAGAAAACAUACAGGUGAGAAACCAUAUAAGUGUGACCAGUGCGACUAUUCUGCUGCACAGAAAGUUCAUUUAGACCGACACGUGACUAAACACAAAGGAGAAAAACCCUUCAUGUGUGGGGAGUGCGGGUACAGAACGACUGACAGGUUAAGCCUAUCCGAACAUAUGAGCAGACAUACAGGUGAGAAACCCUACAAAUGCGACCAGUGUGACUAUUCAGCAAUACGGAAAGUUUAUUAGGCCGACAUAUGAUAAACACACUGGGGAAAAACCCUACAUGUGUGGGGAGUGCGGAUACACGGCCGCUGCCAGGUCUAGCCUAUCCAAACAUUUGAGAAGACAUACGGGCGUCAAACCCUACAAGUGCGACCAAUGCGACUAUUCUGCUGGACACAAAGGUAAUUUAAGCCGACACAUGGCUCAACACACUGGCGAAAAACCCUACAUGUGUGGAGAGUGCGGAUACAGGACGGCUGACAGGUCCAACCUAUCUCUACAUAUGAGAACUAAACACGCCGGAGAAAAGCCAUUUGUGUGUGGACAGUGCGAAUACAGAACUGCUAACAGGUCUCACCUAUCCGAACAUAUGAGGAGACAUUCAGGUGAAAAGCCCUAUAAAUGUGACCAGUGCGACUAUUCUGCUUCACACAAAGGUAAUCUAGACAAACACAAGGCUAAACACACCGGCGAAAAACCCUUCAUGUGUGGAGAGUGCGGAUACAGGACGGCUGACAGGUCUCACUUGACCGUACACAUGAGAAAACAUACAGGUGAAAAGCCCUAUAAAUGUGACCAGUGUGACUAUUCUGCUGCACAGAAAUGCAAUUUAGACCAACAUGUAGCUAAACACAAUGGCGGAAUAACCCAACGUUCAGGGAGUGUGGAUAUAUGGACGGCUGGCAGGUAUUCCAUAUCCUUAGAUAUGACAGACAAUUUACAAUAGCACAGUGAUACAUUGUAAAUAGACACAGGAUGGGACACACCAUGGAAACUAUGAAUGUGAUCAGUGUGAAUAUACCCCUGCACAUAAAUCGAUACAUGGCUAAACACACAAGUGUAGAUACGAUCAUAUUACGAUGUGUGACCAUACCGCCACUGUGACCUUAACAAUUUUGUGCGUAUCUACUUUAGACCAACAUAUGGUCCUUUGACAAAGAAUUGAGUUUUUUGAAAACUGACGCUUCACUUUUUUUAACUAGGAACUGUAAAGAAGGGUCUAGUAAAUUAGUUAUCAUUGUC
Molecule: messenger RNA, 1855 nt
Organism: Branchiostoma floridae (Florida lancelet)
Lineage: Eukaryota; Metazoa; Chordata; Leptocardii; Amphioxiformes; Branchiostomatidae
Product: zinc finger protein 782-like
Exons: 2
Coding region: 894-1559 (221 amino acids)
Biological process (GO): regulation of transcription by RNA polymerase II
Cellular component (GO): nucleus
Molecular function (GO): DNA-binding transcription factor activity, RNA polymerase II-specific; RNA polymerase II transcription regulatory region sequence-specific DNA binding
Source: RefSeq, a predicted model, not a curated record